Molecule: messenger RNA, 1002 nt
Organism: Manihot esculenta (cassava)
Lineage: Eukaryota; Viridiplantae; Streptophyta; Magnoliopsida; Malpighiales; Euphorbiaceae
Exons: 6
Coding region: 219-743 (174 amino acids)
Source: RefSeq, a predicted model, not a curated record
UAAAGUGCAACUGAGGAAGGUAGAAUUAGGAUGAAAAUGCAAUUGACAGCCAGUCCGGACGAUUGACCCAAGCAACAGCUGGUGGCUUUUCGAAGGCGCGUAGGGCGAAGGAGAGACUCACCCGCAGACCUCCUGGAUCGAGCCCCGUCCCGAAUCCAGAGCAGGACACCAGGUGUAGCGGUAGACUCUCCGAUUGAGAAGAGAGAGAAGAGGCAGAGAUGCUGGAAAACCCUACACCUGCAGCUCAGCCUGAUUCCACCGCCGUCAUCAAGCGCUAUGCUCCUCCCAAUCAAAGAAAUCGUUCUCUUAACAGGCGCAAAUCAGGAGACCGGUAUGAUCGAAGUAGCAGUCUAUAUGCAACUGAUGUGGAUAAGAAUCCACAGCAUGCCCCUCCAAGAAAUCUUCCAAUUGUUGAUCAUGGUGAUGUUGGGAGCAGCAAUCUCCUGAAUGAGAAGCCUCGUCCAGGCUUAAUCUUUUUAGAGGGGUGCUGCCGCAGUGAGGCUUCCCAGCUUUUGAAUGAUCGUUGGGCACAGGCAAUGCAUAAUUGCAAUGAUGUAUCCAUAGAUUUAUCUGAAAGGCCGGUUAUGUAUUCAGGAAGUAGUGCAUCAGCGUGGGGACACAUAAGACUUCCUCAUCAGUUUAUAUCUUCAGCAAAUACCGGUGGACUCUCCGGUUCACAGAUGGACUUCUUAAGUGAACUUCGCGGCGCAAUUCGGAAUGCCAGUGCCAGUUCAGACAAUUAACUGUCUCACAUCUCUACUCAAAGGAUGAAUGCUGUCUCAAUCUGAGAAUGUCUGAUGCUGGGAGAGCUGGUGCUCAGGAGUAAGGAUUUACCUGUUCUAUUGUGUUAAACUCAAAAUCAGCUACUUUGUUGAAAAAAAAAAGUGAUUUAUUGACUAAGUGUAUGCUACUUAAGUAUAGAAUUUGUUCUGUAUGCGAACAAAAAUCAAUCCCUUCUGUUGUAUUUUAUUGAAUUAAUUAAAUUAGUACUACUACUAUCCA